AUGCCGGCGCUCAUCAAUGACCUGGCGCUGCCUGCGCCGAGCGCCACACCGCCGAAUCAACCACGACCAUCCUCAUCACGCCAUCUCUCGACUCCUGCGCGCUCGCAGUCGAGGUCGCCCUCGCCCUUUCUGCGCGCCUCUUCCUCAGGGCGCAUGCAGCCACACUCCCCUGCCGAUCCUGGGCCGUCGCGCAGUGCCGGAUCGACGAACAUGACGCCAGCGCUGGGCGACUUUACGCCUAUCAGCAGCAUGGGCAGCCCCGUGCGCCGCGACGAUACGCCACGGGCAUCUGCUCGCGGACGCAGCGGCACAGGAGCUACGCCUGCGGACGAAGAGCUGGCGGCGAUGCUCGGCCGCAGUCCCGCAGCCGCAUCGCUUAAAGCUGCGUCCAGCCGGCCGUCCUCGCGCAACCCAUCUCCAUCCCGCCCGCCGCACCCUUCCAAACGCUCCUCGCUCCCGGCCGCUUCCGUCCUCGGCGGCAUUGGACUUGGGCUCGACUCUGGCCCGCGACCCACGUCAGCACGCAAAGAGUCCUCGCGGCGUGGACCUGCUGCCACGCCGGCUGCUGCGUCUGAUCCCAGCGGAUCACCCGCCACCCCGACUGGCACGCCGGCUCCGCGUGCGCCUCAGCAAGCCAGCGACUCAACACCCCGGCAAGGCGCCGCCGCUACUGCAGCACGGCCUGCGAUGCCUCGUCAGCGCACCGAAGCCGACGAGCGCGCACGCGCAGCUGCGCGCGAGGCGGAGCGCUUGGACUGGGAGCGCACGCGCGGCGCGGGCAGCGAUGUCAUGAAGCUCAAGGAGGAGGGCGGCGAGCGCGAGGGCGAGUGGCAGGAGUCGGACGUGCUGCCGACGCUGGAGCAGUGCGAGAGCUACCGCAGCGAGCCGGUCGAGGUACCCAGCGCAGACGUCUUGCUGUCGUGCGGCGUGUCGGACUACACGGUGCUGCCGCGCAUCCUCGGGCGUGGCAAGUUCUCCACCGUGUUCAUGGCAUCCAAGAACGGCGAGCUCUCGGCAAUCAAGCACACGGCGCUGUUCCCGCACCACCAGCUCAUCUCGACGCGCCUGCUGCGCGAGCCGACGCUGCUGGCCGAGCUGCCGCCGCACCCGAACCUCGUCGCCGUGCAGGAGACUGUGCGCACGCCCGGCCACUUCUACCUCGUCGAGGAGUACCUCGGCGGCUAUGUCACGCUCGAGGCGCUCGUCGGCCAGCUCAGCCAGGCACCGGCCGAUGCGCCUGCAACGCUGCCGUUCGAUGUGGCCUCGUGCGUGCUCGACCAGCUCAUCAGCGCGGUGCAGGCGAUCCACGUGCCGCUGCAGAUCUGCCACCGCGACAUCAAGCCCGAGAAUAUCCUCGUGCACCCCGACUCGCUGCAGCUCAAGCUCCUCGACUUUGGCCUGGCGACGCACUACAGCAAGAGCGAGCCGAAGCUGAGCACGUGCUGCGGCAGCCCAGCCUUCCACUGUCCUGAGAUCGUGCGCGCGCUGGCGAGCCCGCCCGGCGCAGUGUCGUACUGGGGCCCCGAGGUCGAUGCCUGGACGGUCGGCGUCACGAUGCUGCGCUGCCUGACCGGCGCUCGCUUCCCUCUCGGCUCUUCGCACUCGAGUCUCCGGAGCAUGGCCAUUCGUGCGCAGCGCGCGGUGGCGACCAUUGCGGACCCUGCGCUGCGCGAGCGUGUCGGCGCACUGCUCGACAUGGACGGCACACGGCGCAUGCGCCGCUUCAGCGAGAUGGCCGCAGCCAACGAGACGCAGCACGGCGAGGCCAACCGCGGCAACAAGGCGUUCAAGAGCACGACGUUCAUUCCCGUCGAGCCGACGCACACGAUGAAGCUGCCUGUCCUCGUUGGGCCUGCUGCCGAGCGCGCAGUCGUAUCGCCGGGCGCGAUGACACCAGGUCAGAGCCGCCAUGCGACGCCGCAGGGCUCACGCGCCGGCAGCCCGAUUGCGACGCCACGUCCCGAGCCCUACACGGAGCCGUCGUCACCGGGUGCUCCGGCGCCGAUCGUGCUGCUCAACCCGACGAUGCAGCCGCCGCAGCGCCUGCUCAGCUUCAUGAAGUACUGCUUCCGCUGCGCAGGCAUCCUUUACCACGCCUGGCCCGAUCCGCCAGUCGGCGGCGGCGACGGGUACUGGCAGAGAGCGCUGUCUGAGUCGGUGGGCGAGCUGCCACUCGCGUCGCCCACGACGCCGCUCUUCCCAGUCUUUGGCACCGCAGAGCGGCCCGACGGAUACGCGCAUGUGCACAUCUUCGAGUGCGUCAUCGAGUUGCCGGAGGAGCAGCCGCCGGAGGAGAGCGGCUUCAGCCUCGUGCAGAGCAUCAUGGCUGCCUUUGGACGGCGGCCCACGAACAAGCGCAGCCUGUCGACGCCGGCCAAGCCGCGCGUGACGGAGCGGGAUGCUGCGAAGGCGCCGGGUACGCCCACUGCGGCGCGUGCGACACCCGGAGCCAGCGGCAAGGAAGGCGAGAUUCGUUGCUUGCGCUUCUAUGUCAUCGCCCGCUUUCCGAAGCUGCCGUCCGGCGGCAUGGGCGCUGUCAGCCGGCCGCCCUUUUCGCGCCAGGCGUCGCAGGCCACCUUUGGGCGCCGCUCUCGUGCGAGCUCCGCUGCGGGCUCUGCUGCUGCGGCCGGCGGGCUGCCGAGCGCGCCGGCCUCUGGCAACUCGAGUGGAACCGAGUCGCCGACGGCACGCAAGGUCAGCCUAGACGUCGAUGACGCCGGACACCCGCGCGACGGCACGCCUAGAGGCACGCGCGAUGCGACGCCCAAGGGCGUGCGCGACGGGUCAAGGGCGCGGAGCGGCAUCCUGCGAUCCGUUUCGUCUCCGCAUCUACUUCCUGCAGACGCCGAGCUGAGCAUCGAGACGCAAGUGGCGCUGCCUCCGGCAACUGGCCGCUCGCCGUCAUCGUCGCGCGCUGCUUCCCGCACUCGCAAGGCCAGCCGCGCGUCGCGAUCCCGCAAGUCCAAGGUCUUCAUCCAGGUCACCGACGAGCGCGCCGUGGAGUUUGUGCGCAAGGCGCUCAGCGUCGGCGGCACGAGCGAGACUUCGGACGCCGACGAGCCAGACGAGCUCGCUUCGCUGCUGCGCGAGGCCGGCGAGCCAGGCAACCCACAGCGCAGCGACCAGACGCGCCGACGGCCGGGCGCCGCGAACCGCUCGCGCAGCAGAGCCUCCAUCGCCACUCUGACGAGUCAGGAUCCCGCGACGCCAACGGCGUCCAGGCCCGGGACGGUGCGCUCGCCCAGCCUCGCCGGCUUUCCCUUUCCCACGCGGGACGACGAGCAGGAAAGUCGCGGACGGCGGGGCCGCGAUGCGGCCAAUGGUCCGCGCGGCGGGCGCGCCCCGAGCAUGCUCAGCAGCACGACGCUGCACGAGGAGGCCGUCACGCCGCGCGACGAUCUGCGCCAGACGCUCGACGUGCUCGCUGCAUCGCUGCGUCCGCUGACGCGGAGUAGCGACAUGCCUCUGCGGCAGGGCAGCGCGAGCUCAGGCUCGUCGGCGGCAGCCUCUCCCGGCGAAGCGCACAGCUCGGAGCCUUCGCCCGCGCUCUCCGCGGGUGGUGUGUCGAGCGCCAGUCCGUCUCCCGCCCCCUCUCCAGGAGACACGCCCAGCUCGGAGGCUUCGUCGAACGCCGGUCGAUCUAGCGACGGCGCCUAUCAGCAGGUGCGCACGCUGCUCGCCGGGCUGUCUCAGCGCCUCGCUGCAGCGGAGCAGAGCGGCGCCUCUGCGCUGGAGGACAUGAUCUCGCCCGUCGUCUUUGCGCUCUUCUCGUCGCUCUCGCCGGCGCUCGGACUCGAGGACCGCGAAGUUGCCGAUCUGCCGCGUGUGUCGUCUGCCGUGGCGGAAGACACGACGCUCAGCGGCCUCGCGAGCAGCGCGCUGCAAGUGGUGGCGCGCCACGCCAGCCCUCGCGAGCUGUACAUUGCCGCACAGGAGCGUCUAGAGAUGCUGGCGGACCAGAGCCGGCGCGAUGGGGGUGCAGUCGCCCGUGGCGGCAUUUGGUGUGCUGCGCUAGAGGUUGCCGGGAUCGUUUCGUUCCUCGCCGCCGUCAUCCCGCGCAUCCGCACGCAGAAGCCGCACAACUUUGUCGACCCGCUGCUCUCGCUGCUGCCGCGCGUGCUGCGCAGCACCGUGGCAGACACGGGCUCUGGCGGCACGACGCGCACCGAGGCAGCCGUCGCCAUCAUGACGGCCGUCUGCCGGCUCACGUCGCAAGCGGCGCAGUGGGAGAAGACGGCGCUGGGCAGCGGCAAGGCCGGCGAUGCUGCCACGCCGCAGAAGAGCCCGUCGGACAGCCUGCUCGCGCUGCUGUUCACCUGCCUCAUUCUCCUCGCCGACGAUCUGCCGACGCACGACCACGCAGCGCCGCAGCACACGCUCGCCGAGCUGCACUUCCGCGCCGCGCAGCCGCAAUUUGUGCUGCCCGGCGACGCUCCUCGCGUGUCCGACGAGCUGCGCGUGCAGUCGGGCAGCGCGCGCAUCAACGCCGCCGAGGUGUGGACUGCGCUCGAAGAGGCGCGCCGCACGCUGGAGCUCGACCUCGAGGUGCUUGCCUUUGCAAAGCAGCCGCCUACGCUCGACGCCGCCGAGGACGACCGCCGCAGCUCGACGGUCAGCCUUGGCGCAUACCUGCUGCUCGUCCAGCUCGAGGCGCGCGCACCACGCGCGCCGUGCGCAGCCGAGCAAGCAGAGCUGCGCCUUCGCGAGUCGCUGCCGCUCGUGCACGCAUGCCUUGGCACUGGCGCCUCGGGUGCUGUCGCCGGUCCUUCCAAGACUGGCUCGCCCGAGCUCUCGCCGAGCGCGGCGCGGCCCGUCUCGCUCCUCGCCGACUCUGCGCAGCUGUGGCUGAUGUGGUGCCUCGAGGCGCUCGACGGGCGGCAGCUCGGCGACGAGCUGCUGCUGCCGCUCGUGCACGCCGUCUCGGCACACGCCGCGCUCAGCCCGCGCCCCACUGCGCGCCACAUCAGCUUCCGUCUGCUGCGCCGGCUCAUCGCCAGCGCGCCCUCGGACGCUGGACUGGACCUCGUACGCGACCUCGUCGGCGAGUCGCCGUAUCCCCAGCUGCGCGUCGCGGUGCUCGGUCUCGUCCGCGAGCUCGCCGAGGAGCAUCUCGAUGGGAAGGCAAGUGCGGGCGGCUCUGAUCUCGCUCCCGGCGAGGCACCCAAGCCGCACGCAUUCGCCUCGCCUCGACUGCUCGCCGCGCUCCAGCCGAUCGUCUUUGUCCUGCCCGACGCCGAGCACGCCGGAGCGCAGCCGCCCGCUGCGUACCUCUCUGACCACGCCGCGUGGCUCAUCGAGGCGUGCAACCUGCUCUACUUUUUGCUCCUGCGCGACGCCGCAAACCAGACGUCCAUCCGCAGCCCCGACGUCGCUUCGGCCGUCGCCGCAUCCCUUGUCGCGCCACUCCGCACUCUUCUCGCCGGCGCCGGCGAGCCUGCCGAGCCCGCCGUCGCCACGCAGAUCCACUGUGUGCAGCUUGCUCUCGAGCGGGUCGAGCGUGCACUGUAA
Messenger RNA from Tilletiopsis washingtonensis, 5508 nucleotides. RefSeq lists its product as hypothetical. Gene Ontology annotation, biological process: intracellular signal transduction; protein phosphorylation. Gene Ontology annotation, molecular function: protein serine/threonine kinase activity; ATP binding. Lineage: Eukaryota; Fungi; Basidiomycota; Exobasidiomycetes; Entylomatales. The coding region runs from base 1 to 5508 and encodes 1835 amino acids. The transcript has 4 exons. Gene Ontology annotation, cellular component: cytoplasm. The record is from RefSeq and is a predicted model, not a curated record.